This is a messenger RNA of Paramecium pentaurelia, 2053 nucleotides long. Lineage: Eukaryota; Ciliophora; Oligohymenophorea; Peniculida; Parameciidae. The record is from the annotation of a GenBank genome assembly.
AUGUAAACUCAUGCAAAAUAAGUGGUUGCAUUAAUCAAUCAAUUACCUAAGAAAGAAGAACUCAAAUUCUUAGAAAAACAACCUGGAAACAAAAAAAUAAUUUCUGAAACCAAUUAGGUCUUUAUCUCAGUCAUUAAUGGACUACGAUCUUUGGUUGGAGAUGUUUAAACAAAUUCAACAACUAUACCAUUUAAAGUAUUCUCUCAUAAGUAUGUAGUAAAUAGAAGAAACAUUAGAUUAAUUUUUAGAAAAUGCAGCCAUUUAAUAUGACAAAAUGAAUAAAUUAAGUUUAGCUCCAAAACAACCCCAAAUUUAAAAAACAAACUAACUUAAACCAAAAGAUAUUUAUGGUUUUGCUGAUGUAAUUUAGCUUAAUAAAUUACCUUUUAUUCCUGUUUUAAAAUAUAAGCAUUAUGCUCAAACAGAAUUAGAUUAAAAAAUAAUAGAAGCUUAAAAUACUCCAUAUUAAUUUUUUGAGAAAUAUUCAAUAGAUGAAUUUGCACAUCCUUAUUAUGAAGAAAUAAUGAGAUUAACACCAUUAGAUUUUGUUAUUGAUGUGCCAUAAAAAAUUAAUAGAUAUAGAGAUUUAGAACCACCAAUCAUGAUUAAUAAUCCAGAUCAUUUAGGUGAACUUAUCCUUAAAAUACAAUAAGAAGUAGAUUAGAAUGGUUUUAGUGAGAUAGCUGUAGAUUUAGAGCAUAAUCAUUAAAUUUCAUAUUUGGGAAUCACUUGUUUAAUUUAAUUAAGCACAAGAACAUAAGAUUAUAUAAUAGAUCCUUUUCCUUUAUGGAAAUAAAUAGGUGAUAUGUUGAGUGUUGUUUUUACAAAUCCUAAAAUUAUAAAGGUUUUUCAUGGAGCAGACAAUGAUGUUUAGUGGUUAUAAAGAGAUUUUGGUUUAUAUAUUGUAAAUUUAUUUGAUACUUUUCAUGCAUCUAAAGAAUUAUAACUUAUGUAAAAUUCAUUUUAGUUUUUGUUAUCAGAAUAUUGUAAGAAAUCAACUGAUAAAACUUAUUAAACAGCUGAUUGGACUUAAAGACCAUUAUCUGAUGAAAUGAUUAAAUAUGCUUAAAUAGAUACUCAUUAUCUACUUUACAUAUAUGACAGAAUGAGAUAAGAUCUUAAAAAAUUAAAUAAACCUAACGAGAAUAUAAAUAAUAUUCCAAAUUAUUAUAUUGAAACUGUAUUAAAACGAAGUAAAGAGACAGCUCUUAAAAUUUAUAAGAAACCUUUGUAAGAUUAAGAUUAAUCUUUGCAAACAAUUCUUAACAAGUAAGAUAGGAGAAUGGAUGCAAAAAGUUUUGAUUUAAUGGUGAAAUUAUUAGAGUUAAGAGAAGAAUUAGGAAUUAAAUAUGAUCAAAAUCCAAGAUAUUUUUUACCAAAUCCAUUUUUAUUUAAAAUAGUUGAAUCAAAACCUACUACAAUUUAAGAAUUAAAAAGUUAAUUAGGAGGUGAUAAAAAUAUCCAUGAUAUUGUUAAAGAAAAUCUCUGGUAAUUCUUAAAAGUUCUAUUGGAAUUUGAUGAGAAAAUUCCAACUGUAGAUAUUAUUUAGGAAGAAUAAUAGAAUACAGCAUAAAUAUAGAUUGAGGAAGUACAAUCUAAUUUAUAAGUUGAACCAUUAAAAAUUAUUUAAGUUUCAGUUAAUAUUAAGAAAUUCUAAAAUAAAAAUAAAAGUAUUAUUGAACAUUUAUAAUAAAAUGAAAAUAUUGAAUUAAUAAAAUCCUAAUUUUAUUGUGAAUCACCUUUUAAAUUGUUAAAUGUUUUUCAUGAUGGCUUAGGAUCUUAAAUAUUUCAAUCAAUGAAGGAAUAAAGUUAAUAGCAAAAAUAAUAAAUUGAAGAAGCACAACAAUAAAAAAUAGAAAAAAUUAAUACAUCAGAUUUCAUAUAACUUCCUAAACUAGAAGAACAAAAUCGUGAUUAAUAGAAGGAUUUAGAUAUUAGAUUAAAUAAUACACUAUAAAAUUAGCAUGGGACAAAGAUUUUAAAAAGACACUAAAAAAUAGAAUAGUAAAAAACAUAAAAAUCUAACAUUAGUAACAGAUUUUAAAUAUCAUGA